Messenger RNA from Oryzias latipes (Japanese medaka), 2212 nucleotides. It is a transcript of the gene got1, whose product is annotated as glutamic-oxaloacetic transaminase 1, soluble. Lineage: Eukaryota; Metazoa; Chordata; Actinopteri; Beloniformes; Adrianichthyidae. The record is from RefSeq and is a predicted model, not a curated record. Gene Ontology annotation, biological process: L-aspartate biosynthetic process. Gene Ontology annotation, cellular component: cytosol. Gene Ontology annotation, molecular function: pyridoxal phosphate binding; L-aspartate:2-oxoglutarate transaminase activity.
UUAUCCCAAGUUGAAGGUGAAACUCGUCUGACAUCCUGUUAGCUAGCUGCUCUGUGACCGUAACGGCUGCUCCAGACUUCAUACAUAGAAAAAUACAUAGAAUAAAAAUAAAAAACGCCAUGUCGGUGUUCCGUGAUGUCCAACAAGCAGCCCCCGUUGCGGUCUUCAAGCUAACGCAGGACUUUAACAACGACCCGUUUCCCAAUAAGGUGAACCUCGGGGUUGGAGCUUACAAGACAGACGAAGGCAAGCCCUGGGUUUUGCCGGUGGUUAAAAAGGUGGAGAAGCUCAUUGUGCACGAUGACAGACUAAACCACGAGUAUUUGCCCAUCCUGGGCUUGCCCGAGUUCAGAUCCUCUGCUUCCAAGAUCGCGCUUGGAGACGACAGUCCUGCCAUCCGGGAGGACAGGGUGGGGGCCGUCCAGUGUCUGGGGGGUACCGGCGCUUUGAAGAUGGGUGCAGAGUUCCUCAGGCGAUUCUAUAAUGGAAACAAUAACACUAAAACACCCAUCUACGUGUCAGCACCGACUUGGGAAAAUCACAAUGGUGUUUUCACCAACGCUGGGUUUGAGGACGUUCGUCCGUACAAGUACUGGGAUGCAGAGAAAAGAGGCCUCGACUUGGCUGGCCUUCUCAGUGAUUUAGAAAGUUGUCCAGAACGCUCCAUCUUUGUCCUGCACGCCUGUGCCCAUAAUCCCACCGGAACAGACCCAACACAGGAGCAAUGGAAGAAAAUAGCUGAAGUUAUGAUGAGGAGGAAGCUGUUUCCGUUUUUUGACUCAGCCUAUCAGGGAUUCGCCUCAGGGAACCUGGAGAAGGACGCGUGGGCUCUCCGCUACUUUGUCUCCAAAGGCUUCGAGAUGUUCUGCGCUCAGUCAUUCUCCAAGAACUUUGGCCUCUACAAUGAGCGUGUGGGCAACCUGACCAUUGUAGCUCGUGACUCCGACAACCUAAAGAGGGUUCUCUCCCAGAUGGAGAAGAUCGUCCGGAUCACUUGGUCCAACCCGCCGUCUCAAGGAGCUCGUGUAGUUUCCCUCACUCUGACCUCACCUGACCUCUUCUCUGAAUGGAAGGAGAACGUAAAGACCAUGGCUGACAGGGUCUUGCUGAUGAGGGCUCAGCUUCGAGCAAAACUUGAAGUUCUGGGUACACCAGGGACCUGGAGCCACAUCACAGACCAGAUAGGCAUGUUUAGCUUUACAGGCUUGAACCCAAAACAAGUGGAGUACAUGAUAAAAGAGAAACAUGUCUAUUUGAUGGCUAGUGGCCGCAUCAACAUGUGUGGUCUGACCAGCAAGAACAUCAACUAUGUAGCUGAGUCUAUCCACGAGGCCGUCACCAAGGUGCAGUAGAGGGAUGUGGUGAGCAGAGCUCCCAGCGCUCCGUGCUGCACGGGUACCAGCUGCUCCCAUCGCGGGGACGGCGUUUCCACAACAGUUUAUUGCACAAUGAAUGCAGUUCUUAUUUGCACAGAUACAAAGACAGCUCAGGCCCCAGUUUGUCCUGUUUCACAGAGAUUGUGCUAUGCAAUGCCGAACGAAUACAUUCCCAGGAUCCCUGUAGAUGUUGUUUGUGUAUUUAUGUUCUUAAUUUGUGAUUUGUUCCGUCCUGCUGAAAACCUGUCAGGGAACUUUUUUGUCCUUUAUUGCUCCUGUCAUUUGUUGUAAGUUAGUGUGUCAUUACAUGAACCUUUGUGGAGGUUUGUUUGGAACUAUGGCUGUCCUGUCAUUAUCUCAGAUAUGCGGACGAGAAUCAAAAACGUUUAAAUAUGAUAUUUUCCUAAACAGAACAUCCUGUUUCCAGUUCAGGCAGCAUUUAAGGGAUCAAAGUGACUGAAGCAUUUGUCCUCAGAAACCCACACUGCUACUUUGCUCAGAUACGUUAAUGAAUCUACACGUGUGUGUUUUCAGGAAAACUCAAGACCACAGAGUGUAGAUAAACUCUUCUGUGAUAGCUUGGACCGGAAUGACACAGGUGUCAUGACUUCAGAUCAACCUGUGCUCUCGAUGAUUCUGGUUCUGACAGGUAGCAGCUAGUUAUUGUUGACUGGUUGUGCCACCACAGCACUGUUAAGCAAGACUUCUGAGGUACAAACAUGGUAAUGAUCAACUAAUGUGUUAUCUUCUUGUGGACAGUAAAGCAAUAAAGACGACUUUUAGGAGACACACUGACAUGAAUGAAUGAUUUAUUCCAAUAAAGAUAAAUAAAUGUU